This is a messenger RNA of Equus quagga, 1378 nucleotides long. It is a transcript of the gene CRHBP, whose product is annotated as corticotropin releasing hormone binding protein. Gene Ontology annotation, molecular function: corticotropin-releasing hormone binding. Gene Ontology annotation, biological process: negative regulation of corticotropin secretion; negative regulation of corticotropin-releasing hormone receptor activity; hormone-mediated signaling pathway. The transcript is spliced from 7 exons. The coding region runs from base 49 to 1014 and encodes 321 amino acids. The record is from RefSeq and is a predicted model, not a curated record. Lineage: Eukaryota; Metazoa; Chordata; Mammalia; Perissodactyla; Equidae.
CCCGAGACCUCGGGAGCAGAGCACACCAGCUGCAGGGGCCAGGCCAGCAUGUCUCCAUCCUUCAAACUUCAGUGUCACUUCAUUCUGAUCUUCCUGAUGGCUCUAAGAGGGGACAGCCGGUACCCAGAGCUGCGGGAAGCGGCGCACCACGACCCCUUCCUGCUCCUCAGCGCCAGCCUGAAGCGGGAGCUGGCGGGGGAGCCGCUCUACCGGCGCGCUCUGCGGUGCCUGGACAUGCUGAGCCUCCAGGGCCAGUUCACCUUCACCGCCGACCGGCCGCAGCUGCACUGCGCCGCCUUCUUCAUCGGCGAGCCCGAGGAGUUCAUCACCAUCCACUACGACCUGGUCUCCAUCGACUGUCAGGGCGGGGACUUCCUGCAGGUAUUUGAUGGGUGGAUCCUCAAGGGGGAGAAGUUCCCCAGUUCACAGGAUCAUCCUCUCCCGACGACUGAGCGGUACAUAGAUUUCUGUGACAGUGGUCUAAGCAGAAGGAGCAUCAGAUCCUCCCAGAACGUGGCCAUGAUCUUCUUCCGGGUCCAUGAACCAGGAAAUGGAUUCACAUUAACCAUAAAGACAGAUCCCAACCUCUUUCCCUGCAACGUCAUUUCCCAGACCCCAAACGGAAGGUUCACCCUGGUAGUUCCGCAUCAACACCGAAACUGCAGCUUCUCCAUAAUUUAUCCUGUGGCGAUCAAAAUAUCCGACCUCACCCUGGGACACCUAAACGGUCUGCAGUUAAAGAAACCCUCAGCAGGCUGCGGGGACAAAGGAGACUUUGUGGAGCUGCUGGGAGGAACAGGACUGGACCCUUCAAAGAUGAUGCCUUUAGCCGAUCUCUGCUAUCCCUUUCGUGGCCCUGCACAAAUGAAAAUUGGCUGUGACAACACAGUGGUGCGCAUGGUCUCCAGCGGAAAACACAUCAAUCGUGUGACUUUCGAGUACCGCCAGCUGGAGCCAUACGAACUGGAAAACCCAAAUGGAAACAGUAUCCCGGAAUUCUGUUUGUCUAUCUAGUCUUUGCAUAACCAACGCCAUGAUUUCCAUGCUGCUAGCAAAGUGAGUUUUUAAUGGCUGUUAUAUAUGAUUUUGAUGACCAGCUAGUUAAAAGCCAGUCAGUAUCCCUGCCUUGAGCAUAUGUCACACACACACACAUGAAUUUUUGUACCUUGCUUCUUUUUCACUUAUAAUAUAUAAAUGACCACAUAGCAGGAAAUAAGACCCCCUUUGGUAGAAAAACAUUUUUCUGUAAUUCUUUGGUAUGCUACAAAUCUGAAUUGGUAAGACAAGUGCAAAGCUGUGUGCAAUAAAAAAAAUUGUCUCAAGGGAAAAUACUACAAAGAAAUAAAAAUGGUGACAGUCAUAUCAGUUUCAUAACGGA